Messenger RNA from Suillus paluster, 3276 nucleotides. RefSeq lists its product as uncharacterized. Gene Ontology annotation, cellular component: nucleolus; small-subunit processome. The transcript is spliced from 12 exons. The record is from RefSeq and is a predicted model, not a curated record. Lineage: Eukaryota; Fungi; Basidiomycota; Agaricomycetes; Boletales; Suillaceae. Gene Ontology annotation, biological process: rRNA processing. Gene Ontology annotation, molecular function: protein binding; RNA binding. The coding region runs from base 1 to 3276 and encodes 1091 amino acids.
AUGGCUGGCCAGAAACGUGCUCUAGAAGAUAACUCAUCCCGCAAUGUCAAAAAGCACAAACUCGCGAAGGACAGGUCAAAAGAUGUGCCGGAAAAGCCUGUUCAAUUGAUAUCAAAUCUCAUGAACGAGGAGGUCGACUUUCCUCGAGGAGGUGGAACUAGCUUUACAGCUGCAGAGGUCAAAGCUAUCCGAGCUGAAGCUACGCAAGAGGCAAACGAAGAGCUAUUUGCUGCGCCUGGAAAGUCUCAAAAAAAGAAAAGUAGAUCUGACGUCAAAAGCAAGGCGAGUGUUGCACCGAAGAAAGACGUAGUUCGCAUCGAGCAUCUCAAUUAUAAGCGCAUAGUUCCGGGUAUGAAGUUGCUUGGCCAAGUCGCAUCGAUACAACCGCUGGCUCUCAUUAUAUCCCUACCGAACCAGCUCAUGGGUCACGUUCCAAUCACACAGGUUACCUCUCAGUUGACUAGUCGUCUCGAAUCAAUGCAUGAACAAGAAGAGCCUUCAGAUACAGAAUCCGUUGACGACGGCGAAUCCGAUUCUCAGACGGAGGUGCCGGAUCUGUUUCAACUCUUUCGUGUGGGACAAUACGUCCGUGCAGUUGUGACCAAUGUGCAUGCAUCAGGGUUUACGGACGUUUCUGCCAUCGGCAAAUUAAGGGAUGAUGCUGCGAAAACCAGUCGUCGCAUUGAGUUGAGUCUUGUGCCCAAGACAGUAAACUCUGGAGUUCUUAAAACGGAUCUCAAACCUGGCUUUAUACUCUCAGCGGCUGUUCAAAGUGUAGAAGACCAUGGAUACAUUCUUGACAUCGGCGUACAGGGCUCCUCUGGCUUCUUAUCCUUCAAAGAGGCCAAAAGAGGUGGUUUUGACGGCUCAAAGCUCCAUGUUGGCCAACUGCUCGACACUGCGGUUGUGAAGAUGUCCAGCAACGAGAGAAUAUGUACAGUUUCAGUCGAUCCUCAAGGCGUACAGUCAUCUUCAAUCACAGAAGUCAGCAACGUCACCUCCGUACUACCGGGAAUACUAGGUCAAGCAUUGAUCACGGCGAUUUCACCGAUUGGUCUCAAGUUACAGAUACUUGGCUUCUUUGACGCGACAGUUGACGAGUUUCACGUGCCCACUAACCCUGCUAAAGCAUUCAAGGUUGGGCAAAAAGUGAAGGCCCGAAUAUUGUACGAAAUUCCCGGAAGCUCGCCCCCGAAGUUUUCCGUGUCGCUGUUGGAUCACAUUGUCAAGCUAGAAGAGAAGCUUUCCACUGAUAGUAUCUCUGAGAAAGCUGCCAUUCACUUGGCGUAUCCCAUUGGCACGAAUUUGGAUGCAGUUAAGGUGAAACGCGUAGAGUCGGAACGAGGACUUGUCGUUGAAGUGGAGCCCCACCUUGAUGGAUUCAUUCAUAUAUCUCACACGUCGGAUGAUCAUGUCCCAACACUCUCUUCCUCCUCGGGCCCGUGGAGAUUGGACACCCUCCAUAGAGCGCGUGUGAUAGGCUAUCAUCCGUUGGAUGGAUUACUGCAGCUCUCCCUCCGACCUUCAAUUUUAGACCAAAGGUUCCUUCAGGCAGGCGAUAUACAAGUCGGAGAGGUCCUGAAAGGCACUGUUAAACGCCUGACUGAUUCUGCCCUAUUCGUAUCGAUCUCUUGUAAUGUGGACGGUAUCAUAUGGCCAAACCACUACGCAGAUAUACCACUCAAGCAUCCAUCAAAAAGAUUCAAGGCCGGAGGUAGCAUAAAAUGCCGGGUUCUUGCUGUCGACCCCGAACGCAUGAGAGUUGAACUGACUGCCAAAAAGACAUUGAUUGAAUCUACUCUACCAGUCCUGACCUCCAUCGAAGAGGCGAAGAUCGGGAUGAUUACAGAUGCAGUAGUGUACCGAGUUGUGGACAAGGGCUUGGUCGUCCAAUUUUACAAUGGUCUCAAAGCGUUUGUGCCGUCCCGCGAAGCAAGUGACUAUUCAAGCAAACUGAAGGAUAUGUUUGUCGCGGGCAGAGUUGUCAAAGUACGGAUUCUAGCCGUUGAACUGCAUCCCCAACGAGUUGUUGCAAGCAUUCGUCAGGCGUCAUCAUCAAAAGCUGCUAGGGUGACCGAUACCAGCGACGUUACAACGGGUGCUGUCACAGAGGGUGCUGUGGCAGUUCACAAAAUACCAGCUGUUUCAUCCCUGCGGCCGUCCCAUGCUCGCGAGCCCAUCCCUCCGAAGGCACUAGCCAAUACACGUGGCAGUCCAUUGCCACAAGUGAAGGCUGUGCCCACCCAACCGCAGUCGACGCGGAGAUCGCCCACUCCCAAACAGACUGGACCUUUGAAAGUUGCAGGGUUUUCUUGGUUCUCCAGUGGCGCCAGGUCUGAUGCGGCAUCUGACGAAGGGUCUUCAUCCGACGAAGGCAGUGAGGAUGAUGAGUCCAGCAAAAGGAAGAAAAAACGCAAGAAGAAAGAGAUUGAGCAGGACCUCACCGCUGACAUGCACGCCAAGCAUCCAGAAUCAAAUGCCGACUUUGAGCGGCUCCUCCUGGGUUCCCCAAAUUCAUCCUACCUUUGGGUGCAGUACAUGUCUUUCCUCCUUCAACUGUCCGAAAUCGAUAAAGCACGGGAGACUGGCCGACGAGCGGUUCAGACCAUCAGUUUCAGAGAGGAGGAAGAGCGGCUCAAUGUUUGGAUUGCUUUACUGAACCUCGAGAAUGUCUAUGGUACCGAUGAGUCGCUGGAGGCGGUCUUCAAAGAUGCUGCCCGACACAAUGACUCCAAAACCGUCCAUCUCCGCCUGGCGGCCAUCCUAGAUCAGAGCCAGAAACAUGAGGCAACAGAAGAUCAAUACAAACGAACCUGUAAGAAGUUUGGCUACAGUUCGAAAGUGUGGACUCUAUUUUGCGAAUACCACUUGCGACGUGGAGACUUGGAGCAGGCACGCAAACUGCUUCCGCGUUCACUGCAAAGCUUGGAAAAGCGCAAGCACUUGAAGACAAUAUCAAAAUUCGCUCAGCUCGAAUAUAAGCUCGGCGAUGCAGAACGAGGCAAGACUAUCUUCGAAGGGAUCGUUGACUCGCAUCCAAAGCGCUGGGACCUAUGGUCGUUUUAUAUGGAUAUGGAGGCAGGGCAAGGCGAUAUCCAAUCAUUAAGAAACAUCUUCAAUCGUGUGUUUGCCAUCAAAAUGACUAGCCAUAAAGCAAAGUCAUUUUUCAAGAAGUGGCUCGAACUGGAGAAGAAGAUUGGGGACGAGGAAGGUGCAUCGGCUGUCAAACAGAAGGCAGUCGAGUGGACACAAAAAGCUGCAUCCGCAUCACAAUGA